Aphanomyces astaci is the source of this 729-nucleotide messenger RNA. RefSeq lists its product as hypothetical. The coding region runs from base 1 to 729 and encodes 242 amino acids. NCBI's taxonomy places the organism in Eukaryota, Oomycota, Saprolegniomycetes, Saprolegniales, Verrucalvaceae. The record is from RefSeq and is a predicted model, not a curated record. The transcript has 2 exons.
AUGGAUGGAGGCAAUUGGAAGAGCUAUAUCACCGCCGCCGCCAUCGGCGCUGUCGCAUUGCCAGCUGCUGGUUUGGCUGCAGGAGCAUUGGUUCCUGCUGCCAUGGCGUACUUUGGAACGGUUGUUGCAGGUGUCGGAACCAUGCACGCCGCGGGUGGAGUGGCGGCAACACUGCAAUACGCUGUUGUAACCCUGGUAUCCACAACGGCCGCUACAGCAGGUGCUGUGACUGGACUCAUUGGUGCGGCUGCCGCUGAAACUAUCCAACAUGCCCUGCGCACCUGCUCCCACGUCAGGCCGCUCUGGGACAUCGUGUCCGCUCCUUGGCUACAAUUUGGCCUGAGUUUCGAAUGGACCUACAUUCUGGAUAUAACCAAACUACAACCUGCCCAAGACUGGUCCCAUGUGGCCACCGAGCUCAUUCUCAUUGCACUGUGGACGAUGCUCGCCGGUGGCGUGCUGAGACGCCUGUGGAUCUACCGCAACACAGUGAAGUACGAAAGCGCAAACAACCUCCAUACACCGUCCGUGCUGGAAAUUGUUCUGCUCAACUGGUCGGCCCAAGUACGUCGUCACAUUCAGCUACCGUCGACACUCGACGACGAACGAAACCACUUCCAAGCCAUCUUGAACCGCCUUGGUCAAGACCCCAGCUACCGCGGUUUCUGGACAAAAUAUCCGCUCCACUUAUCGUUCAAUCCUUUGACCAGGCGCUUACCGCUCAAGUGA